UGUCAGGUCCUUUUUCCCGGAUACUGAGGACACAGCUCCAGUGCUCACUCCCAUUGGGUGUCGGGUUUCGAGAACAGCCAAUCAGGGUCGCCACGGUUCCUGGUUUUAAAGUUCCCGCGGACACACCCCGACGCCGAGUUUCCACAGACGCCAAGGAUGGGAUCUUGGCGCCCCGAACCCUCCUCCUGCUGCUCUCGGGGGCGCUGGCCCUGACCGAGACCUGGGCAGGCUCCCACUCCAUGAGGUAUUUCGGCACCUCAGUGUCCCGGCCCGGCCGCGGGGAGCCCCACUUCAUCUACGUGGCCUACGUGGACGACACGCAGUUCGUGCGAUUCGACAGCGACGCGGCGAUUCCGAGGAUGGAGCCGCUGGCGCCGUGGGUGGAGCCGGAGUAUUGGGAGCGGGAGACACGAGGCGCCAAGACCCACGCAGAGAAUUUCCAAGCGAACCUGCGGACCCUGCUCCGCUACUACAACCCGAGCGAGGCCGGGUCUCACACCACCCAGGAGAUGUAUGGCUGCGACCUGGGGCCAGAUGGGCGCUUCCUACGCGGGUACGACCAGUUAGCCUACGACGGCAAGGAUUACCUCGCCCUGAAGGAGGACCUGCGCUCCUGGACCGCAGCGGACACCGCGGCUCAGAUCUCCCGGCGCAAGUGGGAGGUGACCCGUGAGGCGGAGAGGGUGAGAGCCUACCUGGAGGACAGGUGCCUGGAGUGGCUCCACAGACACCUGGAGAACGGGAAGGAGACGCUGCAGCGCGCGGAUCCCCCAAAGACACAUGUGACCCACCACCGCAUCUCUGACCAUGAGGCCACCCUGAGGUGCUGGGCCCUGGGCUUCUACCCUGCGGAAAUCACACUGACCUGGCAGUGGGAUGGGGAGGACCGAACUCAGGACACGGAGCUUGUGGAGACCAGGCCGGCAGGGGAUGGAACCUUCCAGAAGUGGGGAGCUGUGGUGGUGCCUUCUGGAGAGGAGCAGAGAUACACGUGCCAUGUGCAGCAUGAGGGGUUGUUGGAGCCCCUCACCCUGAGAUGGGAGCCGUCUUCCCAGCCCACCAUCCUCAUCGCAGCCAUCAUUGCUGGCCUGAUUGUCCUUGGAGCUGUGGUCACUGGAGCUGGGGUUGCUGCUGUGAUGUGGAGGAAGAAAAGCUCAGGUGGAAAAGGAGGGAGCUACUCUCAGGCUGUGUGGAGCAAUGGUGCCCAGGGCUCUGAUGUGUCUCUCAGGGAUUGUAAAGCCUGAGACAGCUGCUUUCUGUGGUACUAAGAUGAUGGGAUUUCCUCAUGCCUCCCCUUUGUGACUUCAAGAGCCUCUGGCAUCUCUUUCUGCAAAGGCAUCUGAAUGUGUCUGCGUCCCUGUUAGCACAAUGUGAGGAGGUGGAGAGACAGCCCACCCCCGUGUCCACCGUGACCCUCAUAUCCACGCUGACUUACAUUCCUUCCCCAAUCAUCUUUCCUGUUCCAGAGAGGUGGGGCUGGAUGUCUGCAUCUCUGUCUCAACUUCGUGGUGCGCUGAGCUGCAACCUGUUACUUGGCUAGUGAAAAUAAGAAUCUGAAUAUAAAUUUGUUUUCUCAAAUUCUUGCCAUGAGAGGUUGAUGGAUUAAUUAAAGGAGAUGAUGCCUAAAAUUAGAGAGAGGAAUUAAAGACCUGAGAACCUUCCAGAAUCCACCUGUUUUCUGUGCAGAGUCUGUUGCAGACAUACGACAGAGUGGUUUUGCAUCUGGGGAAUACAAUUGAAGUAAAAUCAGAAAAAUCUUUGGCCUUGUGGAGCAUGUGUUCCAGUGGGAAGAAGCAGAGGAUAGAUACACUAUGAGCAGAGGAAGGAAGAAAGAUGCUAGAAGACAGCAAGUGUCUGCGAGAUCUCUCUGGAUUGCUGGCAAGACGGCCGAAUAGGAACAGCUCUGGGUUCCAGCUCCCAGUGAGAUCGACGCAGAAGGUGGAUGAUUUCUACAUUUCCAACUGAGGCAUGGAUGACGGCACCAAGGAAGUGACUGCCUGUAGAAGAGAAUGAGUGCAAGAACUGGGCCCUGGACCUCCAGUGCUACACUCAGAGCAGACUGCACAGUUCUGAACACCAAGUUUAGAAGGCACAUAGACCAAGGAGUCCCAGACUUUACUGUGCACAGGAAUCACCUGGAUGUGAUGCUAAGAUCCAGGAAGUCUGGAGUGGAGCAAGAGAUUCUGGAUUUGUGACAAGGCUGGAGCUCAGUGCUGCUGGUCUCCAGAUCACACUUGGAGUAGCAAGAACAUCAGGAUCCCAAUGCCUGUGCAUCAGCCUCAGCUGUAAGGCAUGUUAG
Rhinopithecus roxellana (golden snub-nosed monkey) is the source of this 2299-nucleotide messenger RNA. Its product is annotated as saoe class I histocompatibility antigen, A alpha chain-like. Gene Ontology annotation, cellular component: external side of plasma membrane. Gene Ontology annotation, biological process: positive regulation of T cell mediated cytotoxicity; antigen processing and presentation of endogenous peptide antigen via MHC class I via ER pathway, TAP-independent; immune response. Gene Ontology annotation, molecular function: peptide antigen binding; signaling receptor binding. The record is from RefSeq and is a predicted model, not a curated record. Lineage: Eukaryota; Metazoa; Chordata; Mammalia; Primates; Cercopithecidae. The coding region runs from base 240 to 1244 and encodes 334 amino acids. The transcript has 11 exons.